GUUAUAGCUGAUGUCGCUACAGUGUUUGACCCGACAACUAUCAAACAGGGUGAAGGGCAUCACUCUCGUGUCGGGAUCGUCACAUAUGGAACAAAAGCCGAAGCGCGGUACCAAUUGAACGCUUUUAAUUCGGCUGACGAUUUCGUACAUAGGAUUUGGGAGAUUGAAACAGCAAAAGAUAAUUCAAGUGAUUUGAGAGAUGCUUUGAUGGUGGCCGAAAAGGUACUGCGGGACGGUCGUCCAAAGGGAGUUAGGGAAAACGUCAAACAAGCCAUCAUUGUCUAUGCUAGCGUUUACAAGUGA
Molecule: messenger RNA, 303 nt
Organism: Strongylus vulgaris
Lineage: Eukaryota; Metazoa; Nematoda; Chromadorea; Rhabditida; Strongylidae
Source: the annotation of a GenBank genome assembly